This is a messenger RNA of Ogataea haglerorum, 1230 nucleotides long. RefSeq lists its product as uncharacterized. The transcript has 2 exons. NCBI's taxonomy places the organism in Eukaryota, Fungi, Ascomycota, Pichiomycetes, Pichiales, Pichiaceae. The record is from RefSeq and is a predicted model, not a curated record. Bases 1 to 1230 code for a protein of 409 amino acids.
AUGAUGGUGCGAGAAGGCAAUCGGAGUCUCAUAUCACGUAUUGCUAAAGGCAAGAAGAGAAAAUUAAGACGAGAAAUCCGUGCACCGCCACACUUCUGCGCGAUUGUGUGCACCAGUCUCUGCUUCAGUCGUCUCGCUGCAACCCUCAGCAUCCUGGUGCUCAAUCCGUCUCCGUACGGAUCGAGUAUCUCGACGGCUUUCCACCAGGUGCUGAGUGCAAACCACAAGGUGAUAUCCGUCUCACCGCUUCACCUGACUUCGCCUACCGAGAACGAGGUCACCAUCGACACCACUCCUAUUAGUGAUGCUGAUCUCAAAGAUUUCCUGGACGAGCAGGAAUUCGACCUGGACGACCUGCUCGGCCUCCAGGUCGGAGAUAAAUUUUACGGAUGCAAACAGGACGACAGGUGGUAUGUCAAGGGCUCUGUGAUGGGCACUGCGCUUUUCGCGCUCGACUAUCUCCUUCCGCACCACUACACGGAGAUGUCGUCCAUCGACAUAAUAAUCGUCGCGUCUGCGGGCCAUCUCGUGGACGGUUUGUACUGUCAACAAACGUACGUGGACCUGACCGUGAUGAGGCUCGCACAGACCAGAAACAUCCCCGUUCUCAACGUCAACAGCAACGAGGAUCUGGGCAUGAUAGCUGCCAGUCCCUUGGACGAGUACAACGCGGACGAGGCCAGCGAAUUUUUGGCCCUGUACAUACAGCGAAUUGAGGCGCUGGUCGCACAGCUCACGCACGAGUCCAGUUAUGGUAAACAUAACUUCCAUACCUCGCGUUCGCUACAAAGAUCGCCAAAACUGAGACAGUACUUUGAGAACGAGAGACGGAACGAUAACCCUAGACUGCUGCCCAACGGUGUGGGGCUCAAUAUCAAUCUGCGCGCACAGGCCUCGUGCAUGGACACCGACAGAGAUUUCAGCUUCAUCGAGACCCGCACAAUAGGGGGGUAUAACAAGGUUCCGUCCUUGAGUUAUGAUGAAACCAGAGGUGUCGCCAAGAUCGACUCUGUGUACAGCAUCGACAAGGAUCUGCCGCGGAACAAGGACAAAAUCCUCAGCGAGAUGAGUGUAGACAACGGCGACUGCCUGAUCACCGUCACGCCUAUCAGCUGGUCUGGAGGAGAUUUUGAGACCUACAAUAUUCUUGGCAACGUGCUCGAGCAACUGAACGCGGACCACCCGGAAGAGAGCCCAAAACUUGUCCAGCAAAUUAUUGAUAGUACAUAA